AUGAAUGCCCGCAGGAGCGCCAACGCCACCAGGCCGCCGUCCCGCGCCCAAGCUCCUCCACCCCGAGCUCCGUUCGCGCUGCCGUUUGCCCGGAUCCGGCGCCGGCCGACUGGAUCCACCCGUCUUCGCUGUUCCCGGCGCUGUCAGAGCCAUGAUUCGAGUCCUCGCCGUCAAGCUCCACGCCGCUCGCCAGCCUCGCCCGCUCCGCCCCUUCCUCUGCUCCACCUCCUUAGCGUCGAGUGCCGCCCCAUCGACUCUCCUCCACGCGACGCCUCCGCCUCGUCCACCAUUGUUCCCGUCGCUCCACCCUCCCGCAAGCCCGACCUCGCACUGCUGCUCCUCUGCUUCGUCCUCUGCCGCGGCCAUCACCUCCCCGACGCCCUUGCUGCUGCUGCUAGACCACCUCGGUGCCAUCAGGGAGUGCCAUGGCCUCCACCGAGACCCUUGGAAUCAUCAAGACCGCCAAGUACCACGACAUACGGCGCCCGAACGACCACCGCACCGAACGCCAAGUUCCAGGAUGACGACGACCCGUCAAGUUCAUCUACGGGCGUGUACCACUACGCCGGAGUCCUCAGAUCUGUCAAGUUCCACUAUGAAACGUACAACUAA
Molecule: messenger RNA, 612 nt
Organism: Aegilops tauschii subsp. strangulata
Lineage: Eukaryota; Viridiplantae; Streptophyta; Magnoliopsida; Poales; Poaceae
Source: RefSeq, a predicted model, not a curated record